Molecule: messenger RNA, 1181 nt
Organism: Girardinichthys multiradiatus
Lineage: Eukaryota; Metazoa; Chordata; Actinopteri; Cyprinodontiformes; Goodeidae
Gene: endou
Product: endonuclease, polyU-specific
Exons: 9
Coding region: 58-1086 (342 amino acids)
Molecular function (GO): RNA endonuclease activity
Source: RefSeq, a predicted model, not a curated record
UGGGCUACAGAGAAGCAGCACUGGACUGUUGCUCAGUAAGGUAUCUGCUGAUCCAAGAUGAAGAUCGCUGCCAUCCUUCACCUUUGCAUGACCCUCUUCCACCAGGGAUACAGCAACAACCUGGCCUCAUGUCAGGGUCGUUGUGGGUAUGGAACUGACAGUGGUUACCCCUGUCAGUGCAACACCGCGUGUGAGAGGUACAAUGACUGCUGUUCCGACUAUUUUACACUAUGCAAAGCUGCUUCUGGUGCUACUAUCACUGAUGCUGAGCUCAAGUCUCUGUCUGAGACGCUUUACACUCUGGACUCAAACAAGGCCUCAGCCUCUCAGCUGGUCAUUGACCCUCAAGCCCUGGUGCCGGACUCACAGACCAGCUCCCAGUCGGAUCUCUCCCCCGGGAAGUUGUUCAAGUCCCUGGAUGAAAACACUCUGUUUUCACGCCCAACCUAUGCAGCCUUGCUGAAUGUUCUGGACAACUACAAGAGGAUGACAGGACAGGCAGAGAGCUUCAGCUCUCAACAGAUAACUGAGCAGGAGACGUUCCUCAAGGAAACUAUGUUGAAUACCAAGCUGGGCAGAGAGCUGUAUGGUUUUCUGUACACCAAGGGUAUUUAUGGGUCAGAAUCAGAGUUUAUUGAGGACUUGAAGAAUAUGUGGUUUGGUCUCUAUUCCCGCAACAACAACGUCUUGGACUCCAGCGGAUUUGAACACAUCUUUGCAGGUGAAAUCAAGGGAGGAAAGGUGUCUGGUUUCCACAACUGGAUUCAGUUUUAUCUUAAUGAGAAAAGAGGGGUGCUUAACUACUACAGCCACAGCUUCAAUGGACCUUGGUCCAAUUAUCCAGAUGUUUUGGGGCUGCAGUUCAUGUGGGAUGGCUACUACAAGCAGGUGGGCUCUGCAGUGAUUGGUUCCAGCCCUGAGUUUGAUCUCGCCAUCUACACCCUCUGCUACAUUGCGCGACCUGGAAAACAGUGCCGCCUCAGUCUAGGAGGGACUGAGCUCAUCAUUCAAACGUACACCUGGGAUAACUCUUCAUAUGGAAAUGGAAAGAAGUAUAUCGCUUCGGCCUAUCCUGCAUCAAUGUAAUGUUAACAAACGAACUGAUACAGAAAUUAGCACAACUGUAUCACCCCAGAACCAUUUUACUCCUAAAUGCCAAAAUAAAACUAAAAUAAUCUGAA